AUGGCUUCUCAUCUCCAUCAGCCACACCAUUUCUUUAAGGUAGUUCUUGAAGAUACUACUCGGAGUGUUUGGUCAAACAGGGGAUUCCUGCUAAAUUUGCAAGAGAUUAUGGGAAUUCUCUAUCAAACCCAGUGUUCAUUAGGGUCCCAAGUGGAAUUGGUAAAAUGUGGUGGCAAAAUGUGGUUUCGAAAUGGUUGGCUAAACUUUGCAAAGCACUACUCGGUGGAGCCUGGACAUUUCUUGGUUUUCAGAUAUGAAGGGGGCUGCCAUUUCCAUGUCAUCAUAUUCGAUCGAACAGCAACGGAGAUCGAAUAUCCAGACGUUGAGCAAGAAGUGAAGGUUGAAGAGUCCGACAACCAAAUGUCCUUGGCCUCAUAA
Molecule: messenger RNA, 378 nt
Organism: Hibiscus syriacus
Lineage: Eukaryota; Viridiplantae; Streptophyta; Magnoliopsida; Malvales; Malvaceae
Product: B3 domain-containing protein At1g49475-like
Exons: 2
Coding region: 1-378 (125 amino acids)
Molecular function (GO): DNA binding
Source: RefSeq, a predicted model, not a curated record